UUCACUUUAUUGUUUACUUAUCUGGAAGGCUAAAAUAAUAAAAUUUUUCACUUUCCAUUUAAUUAUUUCUAGAAGUUCUAAAGACGCAUUUUCCUUUUAAAUGUCUUGCAACCACUGUUACUCAAAGUUCGGUUUCUUUAAUAAGGAGCUGGGCUGCACCAAUUGUGGGCUUUCUCUAUGCAGCAAAUGUCUGCAGCAAAAAAGUAAAAUUCCCAACAAAGGCCACGAAGAACAUAAAGUGUGCCGAACGUGCUUCUUAACGAUAUCAAAUGCAUCUAAAAACAGUUAUGAGACUUGCAUUGUACCUCCGGACCGAUUUCUAAAGAGACUGGAAAAUUUGGAAAAUCCAGCUGCUCGACCCAUCACUGUAUACAAACACAAUCAAAAAAUGGAUGCUUUACGCACAGGCUUAUCAGAACAAGAUCGAGAGUUGGUUGAUAGGCUUGAAAAGCUAAAAGAAAAACAACCACCAGCUCCUGCAGAUAGUGAAAUAAGAGAAAGAUUGGCUAAGCUAAAAGGGGAAACUUUUGCUAGUGGAUCAGAUUCAAAUAAGCCCUUCUUCAUACCACCAGAUACAAGAUCUGAACAAGAAAAAGUAGAUUCACUCUUGGAGCAGUUCUCAUCUCAACAAGGCAUCGAUGCAGCAUAUAAGCCACAUGAUGAUCUUGCUCAGAGAUUAGCUACUUUAAAAGGAGAGGAGCACAAAGAGAACAAGAUAGAUUAUAUGGAGGAGUCAGAUUCUGAAGAUGAAGUAGACAGAAUCACUCAAAAGAUCGUAUCUCAAGUAUCAAUAGACGAGCGCUGUCCAAUAGAUCCAUCCAAAACCCUACCAAACGAUGAUGACGAAGAAGAGUUCAAAAGAACCUCCCCAGAACUACCAUGGUGUGUCCUCUGCAACAAUGACGCAAAGUUUAAAUGUUACGAUUGCGGGGGAGACUUAUACUGCGGCUCUUGUAACACUGAAGUGCACAAAAACUGGGGUGAUACUGACCAUAGGGUCGUUGCUUACAAACCGGAAUAAUUCCGACUAAUUUUUAAUUCACUAUUCCUAAUAUAAAUUUAAGAAAAUAUUCCUUAUACUGUAAGAUGCUAUGUUGUAUUGUUGUGCCUUUUUCAUAUUUAAUAAUAAACUUCAUUAGUUAUAUUUAUAUUAUAAAGCAUAAAUGUAAUAUAUUAUAUUAUUUUGCAAAAUAUAUAAGGUAUGAUAGUUUAA
Messenger RNA from Anthonomus grandis grandis, 1213 nucleotides. RefSeq names its product abscission/NoCut checkpoint regulator. Lineage: Eukaryota; Metazoa; Arthropoda; Insecta; Coleoptera; Curculionidae. Gene Ontology annotation, molecular function: metal ion binding; phosphatidylinositol-3-phosphate binding. Gene Ontology annotation, biological process: abscission; mitotic cytokinesis checkpoint signaling. The transcript has 5 exons. Gene Ontology annotation, cellular component: midbody; centrosome; cleavage furrow. Bases 101 to 1021 code for a protein of 306 amino acids. The record is from RefSeq and is a predicted model, not a curated record.